This is a messenger RNA of Geodia barretti, 854 nucleotides long. NCBI's taxonomy places the organism in Eukaryota, Metazoa, Porifera, Demospongiae, Tetractinellida, Geodiidae. The record is from the annotation of a GenBank genome assembly.
GAGAAAAAGGGGAGAGGUCGCGCGGAACAUGGCUUCAGCGCUCUUUCUUCGGCGUGUCCUUGCAAGGUUCGAGGCGAAUCGGAUCCUUUUGAAGUCUCCAAGGAGAUGUAUCUCUACUGGUGGUGCGUGCGGAGCACCAGAGUUGACCGACGAAUAUCGAGGCACGACCGGCAAAAUUCGAGCGGACGACGGUGUCGAAUUGUACUACGAGCGACGCGGGGACGGCCCGCGCGCACUUCUCUGCAUCCCGGGGGCCCUCGGGAGCGUGGGAACCGAUUUUACCCCGCAGAUGGAGCACUUUGGCCGAGCGGGGAGCGGCUUCACAAUUGUCGGGUUCGACCCCCGCGGCUACGGAAAAUCUCGCCCGCACCCCCGAAAUUUCUCGGCCCCGGGGUUCUACCAACGCGAUGCCGAAGACGCGGCGGGGGUCAUGGAAAAGCUGGGGUUCCAAAGAUUUUCCGUCUUGGGCUGGAGCGACGGCGGUGUCAGCGGGAUUAUCCUGGCAGCACGGUUCCCCAAGCGGGUUAAAAAAUUAGUCGUCUGGGGUUCCAACGCAAGCGUCACCAAAUCUGACAUUGAACUAGUGGAAAAGACCAGAGACGUCAGCCAAUGGAGCCCCAAAAUGAGGGCCACCAUGGAAACACUCUACGGGGGGGAUUUCCCCGGAAUGUGGUCAAACUGGAUGGACGGAGUUUUUAGCAGAGAGACUCGGCGACUGUCGCUAUGAGGUGUGGCCUGAGGGGAAACACAACUUACACCUCAAGUAUCACCAAGACUUUAACAAACUUGUCACCGUGUUUUUGACGUACAUGAAAAUCUAGGAAAUGCGAGUUGAUGUGCAUAGGUCUAUUUUU